Molecule: messenger RNA, 2305 nt
Organism: Pelmatolapia mariae (spotted tilapia)
Lineage: Eukaryota; Metazoa; Chordata; Actinopteri; Cichliformes; Cichlidae
Product: claudin-20
Exons: 2
Coding region: 415-1143 (242 amino acids)
Biological process (GO): cell adhesion; bicellular tight junction assembly
Cellular component (GO): plasma membrane; bicellular tight junction
Molecular function (GO): structural molecule activity
Source: RefSeq, a predicted model, not a curated record
CACAAAGAGAGAGAGCGCGCGCGAGAGAGAGAGCGAGAGCGAGCGAGCUCCGGUUAUUCCUCCGGGCUCCGGCCGAGCCUGUGUGGUCUCUCCGCUCUGUUGCUAAGGAAAUGGAUGGCUCGAACGGCGCCGCGGUCCGGGAUGAAUCGUGCUCCUCGCCCCCUCAGAAGCCUGCCGUGUUUACCGGAAUCACUGCGAACACCGUGACGCGCCAGCUCUGCACCAGCCGGGCCCAGUGGAGCUGCAGCUGAGGAGCUGAGGAACUGGGGGAUUCUGACUGGCAGCUGGUGCACCACCAAAGGAGGGGAGGGAGGGAGGCGGCGGGGGUCCACGAGCAGCGGUGCCGGAGCUGGGUGAAUGCUGCCCGGAGAGGACAACGGCUGAGGCGGCAGCGGCGUCGACUUGAAAAGCAGCAUGGCAUCCACGGGCAUGCAGAUAUUUGGAUUCGUCCUAGCUCUGCUGGGCAUUAUGGGCGCCAUGGUGGCCACUCUGCUGCCUAACUGGAAGGUGAGCGCAGAUGUGGGCUCCAACAUCAUCACAGCUAUCUCCCAGAUGCAGGGACUGUGGAUGGACUGCACAUGGUACAGCACAGGCAUGUUUAGUUGCACACUUAAGUAUUCAGUGCUUUCACUACCCGCGUACUUGCAGACUGCUCGCACCACUAUGGUGCUGUGCUGCGUACUGGCUGCCAUGGGCCUUUGCCUCGCCUCCCUGGGACUAAAAUGCACGCGCUGGGGAGGUGGACGGCGCUCCAAGCGCCACGCCGCCAUCGCCAGCGGCGGCUGCUUCGUCGCUGCAGGCUUUCUGUGUCUGGUGCCUGCGUCUUGGUUUACCAACGAGGUCAUCACCAACUUCCUGGAUUCCAGCGUUCCUGAGAGCAAUAAGUUUGAGCCUGGAGGUGCUGUGUACGUUGCCUUUGUUUCCGCAGGUUUCCUCUUUGUGGGGGGGUCCAUUUUCUGUAUGUCCUGCUCGGGAAAGAGACACGGACCCCAGGAUCUGGUCCUGCUGCCCCCCCCUGACAAAUUGCUUCUCCAGCAGCAGCAACAACAGCUGCUCCAGCAGCAGCAGGAGCUCCAGCACCAGUACUGCUCUCUCUCCCCAUUAGACAAUAAGACGGGCUACAGCCUGCAGGACUACGUGUAAUAACGCAGUGCUGUGCAUGCCAAAGGGAGACGAGCCCGAGGGGAAACAUCACGGCUUAUUCUACGCACUAGGAUCUACUCAAGGAUGGAGUUGGAGGAAAAAAAGAGAGGAGGGCAACAACUUUGAAAUCAUAUUUUUCCUUCUGCUCCAUCUUCUUUUAUCUGUUUUGCAAGCACAAGCAGUGGAGGUAUUCCCUGAGCAGCGCCUUGGAACAAACGGCGUGAAUGUGCAAGGAGCCAGGAUACCAGGAUAAGGUGCUGCAGAACUGACGGAAGCUGCCAACCAAACGCAGACAUCCUUCAUCAGUAAAUCACACAGAGUUCCCUGCGGAAUGAAUUAAGCAAAUAAGGAAGCCUUGAGUGGAGUUUUUUUUUCCUCGCCAAAGGUUUAAAUUGAAGGAAAAAAAACAAACAAUCAUUUAGCUGCUAUUUACAAUCGUUCAGUCCUUCCUCUCAUUUGACAAAACAGGCAAUAUAAAGCCCAAGAGCAGUAGGUGGAAACCCUCACAUAGCAAGCCAUUGUAGUUUAUCGUAUGCUUGUCCACUAGAAUGCAACGUGGAAUUGACUAAUGAAAUAAAUGGGCAUAUUUUUGUUAGCUACUAGAAUGACGUUGAUAUUUUGCCUCUAAAGCAUGCCGUGUGGAGCCUGUGUACAAAUACAGUGGAAUGCCUGGUAGAAGACUGAGACAUAGCCACACAAUGCCUGUGCCUGAAAAGCUGUAGAAACAUUACCCUGCUGUAACUGUUCAAAGAGGACUGUCAGGAGGAGUAGAUGUGGGCUGCUGGGCUGGAUUUAAGAGAGAAAAUGCAGGCAAACAGAUGCCUGCGUCUCUCUCUGCAGGUGGAAAUAUGAGAGAGAUGGAGAGAAAUUGAAAAGAGCGUGAUCCAAUACUUCAGCAGCAGAGUGGACCAUCUCAUAUUUCCAUCCAAACAAAAACAGUCUGCCUGUAAGUAGCAGCUACCCAUCUCGAUCCAUCCCAGACGAUCACGCCCACACAUUUACACAUGCGCUUGUGCGUCUUCUCGUAUGCAGUAAACACUCCGGCACGCCGGCUUUUUGCAUGUGCUUUUCUCUCCUGUCAUCCACCUCCACACUGCCAUGGAAACCGAAUUCAAGCAUUGUUUGGGGGUAUGUGCGUGUCAAUCAGUCAAGUUGUUUUAUU